GUCCUCCAGUUCCGCGCUCGUUGAACCAUUGCUAUUGCGUUCACCGUCUCGCACUCGUUUCCCCAUCACCGUAUUCACAUCGAACAUUGCAAUACCAUACGUACCAAUACCAUAUGUACCGAUACGUUUUUUCGUAACAUUUUCUCGUCCGCGCCCGAAAUCACUUUCGUCCCCGAUACCUCCACCCACGUAUUCGGUCCGGCAAGUACCACCUGUCGCGACGAACACCGCGUAAUCAACCAACGUACAUUUAUGCGCGUUCGUUUUACAGGCUACGCGUCCCUGUUACUGGCCCUGUCGCGCAUUCCGUUCCACCACAUCACCGGGUUCACCGUCGUCGUCCGGUACCGGCACCGGUUCCUGUACCGUCCCUGCGCCGCAGCUAAGUCCAGGGCGCACCAAGGCCAGCGCCGCGUUCAGUGCGAAUCAGCUCCCAAGAGUCGUGGAUCAUGCCUACUGGCCUUACGUAUCCCAUAUUGAUCCUGAUAAUCGUGUUUUUCCUCUGGUUAUUGAGACCCAAGCCCAGGCAGGUGAGACGUAACCGCUGCGGCAGAAGAUCCCCGUCGUAAGCAGGUUCCGACCACGACCACGACGACCAUAUAUUGGUUGCGACUUGAAUUCGACUCGCAGCCGUCGCGCACCAUCUGCACCCGCAGCUACGGAGCUCGUCUCUGUGAGACGACGCCGCUUUUCGCCACCGUCACCAGCAUUAUAACACCGUCACCAGAAUUUUAGCACUAUCACCAGCGUUUUAGUACCGUCACCAGCGUUAUAGCACGUCAUCAGUGUUAUAACACCGAUACCGCUUCUCCGCCACCGUCAUCAGCGUUAUAAUAUCGUCACCAGCGUUUUAGUACCGUCACCAGCGUAAUAACACCCGUCACCAGCGUUUUAGCACCGUCACCAGCGUUAUAGCACGUCAUCAGUGUUAUAACAUCGACACCGCUUCUCCGUCACCGUCACGAGCGUUUUAGCACCGUCACCAGCAUUAUAGUCUGUUAUCAGUGUUAUAACACCGAUACCGCUUCUCCACCACCGUCACCAGUGUUUUAGCACCGUCACCAGCGUUUUAGCAUCGUCACCAGCGUUUUAGCACCGUCACCAACGUUUUAGCACCGUCACCAGCGUUAUAACACCUGUCACUAGCGUUUUAGCACUGUCAUCAGCGUUAUAACACGUCAUCAGUGUUAUAACACCAACACCGCUUCUCCGCCACCGACACCAGUGUUAUAGCACCUACACCUGUACUCCGUCACCGUUACCAGCCUUUCAGCACCGACGGCCGUGCACCACCGAAUCGUCGGCCAGCACCUGGUUCACACGGCACCGCCCACUUGUUAGUUCCAGCACCAUCCACGUCUAGCGCCGCCACUACCACUAACACCACCACCGUCCCCGUUGAGCCAAGCACCGCGGUCGCGCGCAAUUGGCGCUCGGCUCCACCGGACUGACCCAGUGGACAGCGUACCAUGUGGAAAAUGAGCGACAAGAAACCGAACAAGCCGAAAAAACAGUUGGUAGUGUCAUACGUGCCAGAGAGAAGUUCGCGUUCCGCGUUCGUCCAGCACCGGACGGUCUCGCACACGCCGCCAUCAGCGGAUUCCGGUGAGUACAAUACGCCCAGCCGUCACCAUAGACGCGGCGCGAUCCGCAUCAGGCGUCCCGUGUCACUCGACAGUCGCCGCCCGAUGGAACAGCGCGAGCACAACUCGUACGUGGACACGUCGUCGUUCACCGAUCUUUCGCCACCGUCGUUCGCCUAUCGUUCGCCAACGCCGUUCGCCUAUCGUUCGCCACGGUCGCUCGCCUAUCAUUCGCCACCGUCGUUCGCCUAUGAUUCGUCACCGUCGUUCGCCUAUCAUUCGCCACGGUCGUUCGCCUAUCAUUCGCCACCGUCGUUCACCAAUCAUUCGCCACCAUCGUUCACCGAUCUUUCACCACCGUCGUUCACCGAUUAUUCACCACCGUUGUUCGCCGAUCAUUCGCAACCGUCGUUUGGAAAUCGAUCGCGGCCGUUCGCCGACCAGUCACCGUCGUUCACUGAUCAGUCACCGCCGUUCACCGAUCAGUCACCGUCAUUCACCGACCAGUCACCGUCGUUCGCUUAUCAGUCGCCACCGUUCACCGAUCAGUCACCGUCAUUCGCCGACCAGUCACCGUCGUUCGCUGAUCAGUCGCCGCCGUUCACCGAUCAGUCACCGUCAUUCGCUGAUCAGUCGCCGCCGUUCUCUGAUCAAUGGUCGCCGUUCGCCGAUCAGUCACCUCUGUCACCGCCAUCACCACCGUCGACCACGCCAGUGGCCGUCGCCAACAGACCAUUCAUCGACUUCGGCACGGUCAGCGAGGAGUUGCUGUCCACACCGGUCGGGCCCAGCGCCGCGGAAACUGCAGACGCCGACAGCCAGGUGCUCGGGUACUUGUCGUGGCCCAGUGAUCGGGAUAUGGAUCGCAGCAACGUGCAGGUGCAGUUGCCCAACGGCAUGUGCGAGGUGUGUCGCAAGUGUCGGUGCGUCACGUGCCGGCGCAAGUGUCGGUUCCUUCGGAUGAACGUAUUCAAUCACUCCAUACCGACGUACGGAUGGGCGAGGUUUGUGCCGUGCGUGACCAAAAACGGGCCGUGCCAGAUGUGCACCAACCGCGCCCCGCCUAACACCGACUGGUUACAGGUCGUCGGCCCGUGCUCCGAGCAGUGUAAUCCCGACGGCAGCUCCGUGGUCGCCAGGUCCACCCGCCGGCCGUCUAUCAAGCGGCAACUGUGCAUGUUGUUUUGUUUUUGUUGCCCGUACUCGUGCGUGCCCGGCCCGCCACUCAAGUGCAUCGCCCGAUGCUCGGAAAACUGCAGCGGAAACGUUUUCUUGCGUGAAUGCAGGUGCGUGAACUGGGACGCGGCGGUCUUGAUUAGAAUCUUCAAACAUCAAAGAUCGCCCGGGUCCAGCGGAAAACAGUCUGGCUGCGGCUUUAAAAUAGCCUCCAUGUCCACUAUAUGGUCCCUUUUCUGGCGUUGCGUAUCCUCUUCCGAUGCUAAAGGUACCACCAAAAACAACACCACCAAAGACACCACCACCAAAAACGCCAUCAUCGAAAAUACUACUACCAAAAACACCAUCAUUGAAAAUAUCACCACCAAAAACACCAACACCAUUGCUGCCUCCGUCCUGGCCACCGUCUUGCUACCGCCACCGCGUCAAGUUAUACCGAUCAUCGAGUACUGCUUGAGGCCGAAAAAUAUCCGUAAAUUACUGUACAACGACACCAUAAGCCUGUCUCUGAUUGUCAGCCACGACAAUACCAAUAUCGCGAUCGCAUUGAAAACCAUUGUCUGCGAUGAUCAAGUCGUCACUCUGAUACCAUAUUCCAGUGGCAAACAUCGGUGCAUCAUCACCAGGUCUAUGAUUUUAAGCAAAUGCAAAGCGGGUUAUUACAACGCUGAGAUUUUGAAAGUAUUUCUCGCCGCUGCCUGUUACAGCUUUGAGUAUUUACAAACAUUUUUAAUUUACAAGUAAGCACCAAUGCGUGUGUUUACGUGCGCGUGCGUGUACGUGUGUGUAUAUGUGUACGGACAUAAGAACGUUCGCGUGGCUAUUCAAAAAUCAAUUACAUCGAUACGACGCAGUCGACCCGUAAAAAAGAUGGCAUUCUAAAACCUGUCCGUCUUGUUCCCGUUGUCCUUUGGAGACCGCGGGAGAAAAAAAAUCAUCAAAAAACCGCUUGACAACUGAUCGGAAGAUAAUGGAAGAAAACUGUACAUAGGUUUGCGUUUAUUUUAAUUUUCUUCUCCGAUCGGGUUGGGUCGACUAACAUUUUCCAGCAUUGCCUGAUACGUGAUACUAACCGUACGUGCUCGUACGCGAUGUAUGGCGUCCGUAUACACAAUACACCGUAAAUCUCGCGGAAAAUUAGUCUUAAGUCCACUGUUUCUCAUCCUACUGCACGUUGGUAAAAUAGUUAUCAACAUUUUUAGAAUUAGUUCUUCACAUAUUUAGAUUAGUCUUUUCGUUCUAAGUAUUUUAGAGUAGCAUUGCGCGUAUGUUUAAGCUUAAUAAUAAUAUUUUUAGGAAUUAUUCUUAACUCUUAUUGCAUUAUUACUCUCCUAAUAAUGCUUUAACGUUAAUUCAUAGUGGAUAGGUUCUCCCCCGCUGCAUAUUAUUAUGACGUUACGACCGGGUACGUACGAAAUCGUAAUGAUAAAAUCUACGAAUGGACCUCAGGUGUGCGCAAUGUAGGUGCGUUGUAGUGGUCACGUUAGCUUCUGGUCCGUUCAUUGUCAUUAUUAUUAUUAUGUAACAUUCGCGUUUUGUUCGUUGACUUGCGUUCGUUUCGUCCGCUUCUGCCCCGGCCCGUACGAUUAAUUCUCUUGUCUAUGUUUAACCGUUAUUCCAUACUACAUUAAGUCAUUUUUAUCUAAUAUAUGUGAGUAAAUUUUAUUUAUAGUCUUAGGGACGGCGCUAGGAUAUGGAAAGUGGAACAUUUGUUCACCGACAUUAUUUAAUCGACAAAAGUUAAAAAACUUCUUACUAAUUUUUUUUUUUUUUUAAACAUUUUAAUAUAAGGUCUCGCAAACCCUAGCGCCGUUCCUGGAUAGUAUAUGUGUAAGUAUAUGUUUUAAUCGACAUUUUUCUUGUUUCCAUACAUUUUACCCGUACUAUAGGUUAGGUUAAGUUAGGUUAGGUAAGCUUAGGUUAGCCUAGGUCUAUAGAUUAGAAUUAUUAUAUCUUUUAUUUAGGUUAGGUUAUCGAUUAGAUACUAUUUAUUUUUUCGCACGACAACUAUAGCGUUUUCCCGUGCCAUUCUUUGCAAAACAUGGACGUUUAAUAUUAUAACACUUCAAUAUAUUUUACAAGAAGCCAACUAUUUUAUAUUAGAUUUCGUUUUAAGUACAUUCGUUUAAAAAUAAUAUGGCCAAAUUGAAUUUCACUUCGGAUUUAAAAAGCCCUGCCUACAUAACUACAUUCGAAUUUUUAAAUUUAUAUUUGUAUAUAUAUAUACAUCUCAUGCGAUCCGGCUGGUUGACAUGUGUUUGCAUUAAUUUGUGUUUCCGGUUCAAACGCAUUUAAUCCAUUCACAAAUCUAAUCUUAUGGAUAUUAUUAUUAUUAUGUUUUUAUUUUAUUGUAAUAUAAAUCGAUGUUAUACAUAUAAGUUAGUUUAGGUUAUUAUGCAUAUAAGUUAGGUUAGUUUAUUAUACAUUUAAGUUAUAUACUCAAAGUUAGUUUAUAGGAUAUAUUAUUAUAUGUGUUUGUGUGUGCUAUAUAUUAAGUCUAUUUAAUAUUAUGUAUUAUGCACGCUACGAUGACCUGUAGCUAGGCGACUACUAACGAUAUCGGACGAUUACGUCGAUGAUUAUUUUGAAGAUCCCGGUUUCCUGCGUCAUUUAUGGCAAAAGAGAUGAUAUAAUGUUGCGCAUUAGACGCUACUUAAAUCAGUUUAUACGAUGCGAAUAUAUGUGAAUAUAUGCGGAAAAUGUUUUUAAUUGGAUUGAUCGACCUGUACGUGUAAGCAGGAUCGCUUAAAUCCAUUUCCAGGACCUGACCAUCAAAUGCACGACCCCAGCUGGCACGUCGAGGGCUUUUCUCGAGGAUUCUGGAUAAUUGAUUGUGUAUUUUGAGUAUUUCGGAUAUAUGAUAUGUGCCCACAAGUCUUUGUGGCUCACGCCACCAGCCCCGUCGCAGUGGAGAAAUCAUAGGUAUAUCAAUUAGGUCUGUGUUGGUCCUAUUUGGCAAAUUAUGCGGCGCGACAACGAUUUAUUAUAUGACAAUAAAUCGUUGGAUUUGCAUAAAAAAAAAAAAAAAAAAAAACA
Molecule: messenger RNA, 5795 nt
Organism: Sipha flava (yellow sugarcane aphid)
Lineage: Eukaryota; Metazoa; Arthropoda; Insecta; Hemiptera; Aphididae
Exons: 2
Coding region: 1470-3503 (677 amino acids)
Source: RefSeq, a predicted model, not a curated record